Molecule: messenger RNA, 456 nt
Organism: Guillardia theta CCMP2712
Lineage: Eukaryota; Cryptophyceae; Pyrenomonadales; Geminigeraceae
Exons: 5
Coding region: 1-456 (151 amino acids)
Source: RefSeq, a predicted model, not a curated record
AUGCUUUCGGUGUUCCGACCCACCUGUCCUUCGGAGAUCAGCAUGAGAUCGAAGUUCGUCUUGAGAAGCGAGAUGUACAUGGCAUGCUUUGAUGCUGAACAGUACCUAUCUCAAUUGUUGGAUCAUUUCAAAGAGUCUCACCAGAUGCCUCAAGGAAUCUACUGCCUUGCUGACUACGAUCUCCGGCUGGGAAAGCAAGGACUCGAAGAGUUUAGACAGCAGGAGUUCAAAGCUGGUUGCUUCAAGGAUUGUUCUGCUGGAGGUUUCGCUGCAAUAGGCAUUGUGGCAGUUCUUGAGGUGUUGGAGGCUCCAUCAGCCUUGGUCGGACGAUUUUUGGAACUGUGGCAGAAUUUGUUGGAAACCCACGUCGUGAAGCAGUUCCGAGAUCGGAACAUCUGUGUCAUGGACAACGAUGCACUCCUGAGAGGCAAGGUGAUAACGAAUUUUCAAUCAUAA